Messenger RNA from Pieris macdunnoughi, 1203 nucleotides. The record is from the annotation of a GenBank genome assembly. NCBI's taxonomy places the organism in Eukaryota, Metazoa, Arthropoda, Insecta, Lepidoptera, Pieridae.
AUGGCUAAGGAAGAAAAAGAUACGAAAAGACCCUUAUGUGAGGGCCCUUUAAACCUCGUCCUUAAGCUGUCGCGAGUGUUCGGCAUGGCACCUUUGACUUUUGUACCUGAAGGGAUAAAAUUUUCACUUGUAUACUAUAUAUGCAGCAUCGCUUUUAUUACAGCUCUAGAAACAACAAUCUUAGUAGGUUUCGUGAUGGAAGUGACAUAUCCAAAGCAAUCGCGUCGUGCGGCCACCACACAUAUAAUAUGGCUUGCUUAUCAGUCAGUUUUAUCUGCUGUCACUUUAGUGGGCUGUUUUACGGCCCCCAAGCGCUGUCGGUGUAUACUCGAUGCCUUAACUCGUAUUGAAAAGAUCAGAAACUUUCUGGGCGAGAUAAAGUCAAAGCAAAUCGAAGCGAUAUAUAUGUAUGCAACUAUAUUCUGUUUCCUAUCCGCUGUGGUCAUUCUCUGCCUUAUUGACUGGUAUCAAUACUUGUGUGUGCCGUUCUAUUUAAACAACCCAGUAAGUUUGUAUCCCCUCUCUUCCUACUACCUGGAGUACAUCAUAGAAAUACUGCUAGAGUUUCAGUUUGCGAUCGUUGUAAUUAGACUAACUGUUAUACUAAGGGUAGUUAACAGUAGACUUUCGAAGUUGCUAGAAGGAAUGGAUAGAAGGAAGUGUGGAAACAAGAAACCAUUAAUUAACAACUUCACACUCCCCAAAAAUAUUCUUUUUAACAACGACUGUCAUCAGAUGGAAGUAUAUGAAGAACAGGCGAGCGAAGAGAUCCGAGUACUCUGGCUAGUAUACGAGUUGGUGUGUGACCUGAUUCGGAGAGUGGAUCGAGGCUUUGGCCUCAUACUGCUGCUUUUGUUGCAGUCAUUUUUCCUUCACUUCAUUAUGACACCAUAUUAUAUCCUAAACAUUAGCCAAAUUCCUUCAGGACUGUCGUCACUAGGUCAUCAAGUGGCCUGGUUCCACUUCCACGCUGCUAGCGUUAUACUCAUUGUGGAACCCUGCCAUCGUGUGCAACAACAGAUGUCCAAAACUCGAUCAUUAGUCAGCAAGUUGAUGUGUCAGACGAGGCCUAAUGACAGUCUUUCACGAUCUCUUGCUGCUUUCUUCAGAAGUCUUACCUUAGAGCAGCCACUGAUAGCACCUUUGGGAAUGAGCGUGCUUGAGAGACCUCUCCUCAUCACGGUUAGCGCUUAUUAUACAUAA